GAAACCCCUGACACGUCUGUUGUCGCCGACGAAGAGCCCCCAGUGAAAGCCACUCGUCAGUCGAGAAAGCGUCCGGCUCCGGAAACAGAAGAGGAAGAAGCGGAGGACAUCAAGACUACCUCAAGGCGGACUUCGCAGAGGAAGAAACGCGUGGUUACUAGGCAGUCUUUCUACAUUGAGGUACCCAACAAGACACAAGCGUCCUCAGCGAGGUCCAAGUGCACUGGCAAGCCCGUUACCGCCGUUCCUAAGACCAAAGGCAAGGGCAAAGCUGCUCCCGAGGUCAAAGAGGACGAUGACGUGGAGUACAUGUCUGAGUCCGAGCUUGAGUAUGAUGAGUCUGCGGACAGUGGUUCUGCCUUUGAAGCUUCUGAAGAUGAGGGAUCUGAAGGUCAUGAUUCGGAGGAAGACGAGGCACUGAUCCUCCAGGCCACUAUCGAGCUGUCGAACCAAACGGCCCGGCGCGAUGCACAGGAACGGGCCGGCAUGGGCUCGUCGUCAAAAGUAGUUUCUGUACCAAGUGCCGCUGUGACUGUUCGCGCGGCCCGCGCCGAAAGGCGUCUCGCCAAAGGCCGGAAGAAUAAACGCAAGGUCUACGAUAGCGACGAGGACGACUUUGAGAUUCUCGAGGAGGAUAUUUCUGAACUUUCUGCCCUUGAGUCGUCAGAUGAGGAAGAAGAGCCCUUGUCUAAGGGCAAAGGCAAGGGGAAGGGGAAGAAAAAGACGUCCAAGUUUGCCAGGAACCUCCUGGACCCGAACUCGGCGGAACGCCACCGUUCUCAUCGAAAGGUCCUCCAGGCCGAGAAAAAUGAGAUGUACCGGAUAUAUGGACGCAGACCUACAGUAGCUCAAAGAAACGAAUAUUAUCUCAGAAAGAACCAUCCUGAGCUGCGGGAUGUGUGGGGUGAUCUAGAAGCAACCAUCCCCGUCAUCGUUCCCGAGCCUGCAGAACAGCCUGCAGGAUUGAAGGUUACUCUCCUCCCAUUCCAGCUGGAAAGUCUUACCUGGAUGCGGAAGCAAGAGACAGGGCCAUGGCACGGUGGGAUGUUGGCAGACGAGAUGGGUAUGGGCAAGACCAUUCAGAUGAUCUCGCUCUUCGUGUCCGAUUUGAAGAGACCGAAUCUUGUCGUAGCUCCAACUGUUGCCCUCAUGCAGUGGAGGAACGAGAUUGCUGCCCAUACUGAGGGCAUGAAUGUCCUCGUGUGGUAUGGUUCCACUCGCAUGACAGACCCCAAAGAGCUAAAGAAAUACGAUGUCGUCCUCACGACGUACGCUGUCUUGGAAAGCGUUUUCAGAAAGCAACAGAGUGGUUUCAAACGCAAGGGCAUGAUUGUCAAAGAGCGUUCGCCGCUUCAUUCGAUGAAGUGGAACCGGAUCAUUCUUGAUGAAGCACAUAACAUUAAAGAGCGUGCCACAAACACCGCAAAGGCAACCUUCGAGCUCGAUAGUAACUAUAAAUGGUGUCUCUCUGGCACGCCACUGCAGAACCGUGUCGGGGAACUGUACAGUUUAAUCCGCUUCUUGGGUGGUGACCCCUUUUCAUACUAUUUCUGCAAGAGGUGUGACUGCAAGUCUUUACACUGGAAGUUCUCUGAUAGGAAGAACUGUGACGAGUGUGGGCAUAGUCCUAUGCAGCAGACCUGUUUCUGGAAUAAUGAGAUAUUGACGCCCAUCCAAAAGAACGGUCUCGCGGGUCCAGGUAGACAUGCCUUUAAGAAGCUGAGGGUCCUCCUCGAUCGUGUCAUGCUUCGCCGGACGAAGGUCCAACGUGCGGACGACCUGGGAUUACCCCCACGGAUCGUUGUUGUCAAACGUGACUACUUCAGCCCCGAGGAAAAGGAACUGUAUCUUUCUCUGUUUUCUGACGCCACGCGUCAGUUCAGCACCUAUGUUGACUCCGGAACUGUCCUAAACAACUACUCCAACAUUUUCAGCUUGAUCACUCGCAUGAGACAAAUGGCCUGUCAUCCUGAUCUUGUACUUCGUAGCAAGACCAACGGUGCUAAGUUCCUCGCAGCUGAUGAGCCAGGCGAAGCUACCGUUUGCAGGCUCUGCAAUGAUGUCGCGGAAGAUGCUAUCCAGGCCAAGUGUCGGCAUAUCUUCGACCGCGAGUGUAUUCGCCAGUACCUUGAGGCAGCUGCCGAAAUCUCUCCUGAUUGUCCUGUUUGUCACGUACCGUUGACAAUCGACCUUGAGGCUCCCGCACUAGAACUAGACGCGGAGGUGCAGACUAGUACCAGGCAGGGUAUCCUCGGCCGCCUCGACCUCGACAAAUGGCGUUCGUCUACGAAGAUUGAAGCGUUGGUCGAAGAGUUAUCCAACUUGCGUCUACAGGAUCACACUACCAAGAGCAUCGUAUUCAGCCAGUUCGUCAACUUCUUGGACCUCAUUUCGUUCAGACUGCAGAAGGCUGGAUUCAAGAUCUGUCGUCUAGAGGGCACCAUGAGCCCUCAGGCACGCGAUGCGACUAUUCAGCACUUUAUGAACAACACGGAAGUAACGGUGUUCCUUGUCAGCUUAAAAGCUGGUGGUGUGGCCCUCAACCUGACUGAGGCAUCUCGCAUCUAUCUUAUGGACAGUUGGUGGAACCCGGCUGUUGAGUUUCAGGCCAUGGAUCGUAUCCAUCGACUUGGACAACACCGGCCUGUCAAGGCUUAUAAGCUGGUUGUAGAAGACAGCAUUGAAAGUCGUAUUAUCCAGCUUCAAGAGAAGAAGUCGGCCAUGGUGGAUGCCACUCUGUCGACUGAUGAUUCUGCCAUGGGUCGCUUGACGCCAGAAGACUGGGUUUCUUGUUCCGAUUGUGAUGGCUCCAUCGCAUAUUGGUACCUGAUACCUACUCAGCUGCUGAUCCUCGCUUGCUCUCAUCCUUCACAUCCCCGAAUCACGAGGUUCGAGUUGCAUAUUCAACGACCAACGUCCAAAUGCUAUGAUAUCUACUACGCCCCACAUCAUAUUGUACACCUUUCUGUCAUAUCUCGAUUCAACUUCCUGUAUUAACCCCUUCAUCACAUUAUUCUUCAAAUAAAUAUUGACAUGAC
Messenger RNA from Coniophora puteana RWD-64-598 SS2, 3038 nucleotides. RefSeq lists its product as uncharacterized. Bases 310 to 2997 code for a protein of 895 amino acids. The transcript is spliced from 20 exons. The record is from RefSeq and is a predicted model, not a curated record. NCBI's taxonomy places the organism in Eukaryota, Fungi, Basidiomycota, Agaricomycetes, Boletales, Coniophoraceae. Gene Ontology annotation, molecular function: ATP-dependent chromatin remodeler activity; ATP binding; metal ion binding.